Messenger RNA from Salvelinus fontinalis (brook trout), 8645 nucleotides. It is a transcript of the gene nacad, whose product is annotated as NAC alpha domain containing. Gene Ontology annotation, biological process: protein targeting to membrane. Gene Ontology annotation, cellular component: cytoplasm; nascent polypeptide-associated complex. The coding region runs from base 270 to 8549 and encodes 2759 amino acids. Lineage: Eukaryota; Metazoa; Chordata; Actinopteri; Salmoniformes; Salmonidae. The transcript has 10 exons. The record is from RefSeq and is a predicted model, not a curated record.
ACUGCAGCUCCCUCUCAGAUUCCACACAAACAUAUGCGCCCACACACACACACACACACUAGCAGCAUCGCGAGACCCACACACACUCUCACUCAUAGCAUCAUCACUGCUCUGCUGCACCACAGAGAGAGGCACGCUGAGCAUUCAACCUUUUUCUCUCUCUCUCUCUCUGCCCCUUCCUCUACUGCGCACUCUCUCUCUGUUCACCUUGGCUGCUGGGUGGUGUGGAGUUAUUGUUGCGUCAGAGCCAAAGAGAUCCAGAAACAGCCAUGCCGGGGGAGAGCUCUCACAGAUCUGUCCCCAAAGAAAGACAUCCGGAGCUUGGAGCAGAGCAGACAGGCCUGCCUGAACCAGACAUGACCAGACAUGCCUCCACUGACUCCACCCCUAGUGACAGUGGCUCCACCCCUAGUGACAGCGGCUCUAGUCCCUCCCCCAGCACCCCUCAGAAGCUGCUCCCAUCAUGCACCUCUCCUUUUGGGCCGCGGCUGGUCCGGGCCACGCCCAGCUCCUCCGCGACCCCGCGACCCCAGCCUGAAGGUUCCGACCGUCGCCACAGUAACACGAUCCGGCUUAGCGGAACGUUUGGAGGUCACGGACCCUGUGGACGCCGCAGCGGACCCGUGAAGAUGGAGAGAAUCAAGGUCCUGAUGGGCUCAGAGGUGGAGAGCGACUACAAGGAGCCAGAGAACAUGGACACACGGGUGGUGAUGGGCCAGGAGGCCCUGCUCAAGACCAAGAAGACCCUGACAGGGAAGUGCCCUUGCGUGCAGAGCAGCCAGGUGAUACCCCUGCCCGGAGGCCAAGUCUUGGAGGUCCCUAACCAUCCCUCAGAACCACAGGCCGAGUCUGGGGAAAAGGCCCAACUGGACACAGGGCAGGAGAGAGACAAUUCACCUCUGACCCCAAAGAUGGAGCAAGAGCAGGAGAGAAUCCCUGUCCUGCCCAUUAGCCCUCUCCUCACCCCUCUCCUAACCCCCCUCAUCCCUGCCUCCCCUCCCUCCUCAGAGCCAGUCACAGUGGAUGUUAGUUUGACGGGCAGCUUAAGCCCUUUGGAGGCAGGGCUGUCUCCCUAUGGUGAAAUGCCUUUUGUAUGUGCCAUGUAUGCCAUGCCCUCCCUGUCCGAGCCAGCCUAUCCCCCUGCUAUCCUAUCCUUCACUGAGCCGGCCUAUGCCGUGGACCCUCUGAGAGUGGGCGUUCCCUCAUCCCUGGAUCCUGACCUGUACUAUACCGCCCCCUCCACCCCCAUCAAGAUGGCUGCUCGCCCCUUACACCUCAAACAUCGCUCUUACCCUGGCUCUCCAGCUUCUCCCCUCUCACAAAACUCCCCCUCGGACAGCGAGGACCUGUGCUCCCCUCUCACCUCCCCCUCUGGCUCCUACGUCACGGCGGAGGGGGGAAGCUGGACCUCUUCCACCUCCCCCUGCACCUCCCCCAAUCUGCUCCUGGCAGAGGAGGUGCAGGAGGCACCUGCAUGCUUUGUCAGCUCGCUGUCCGAAAUCGGAGACGAGGUGGGAGAGGAUAGGGGAGCAGUAGGGGAGAGGGCAGAGGAGAAGGGAGGAGGAGCAGCAGAGUGGCGGUUCUGCCUCUAUAAGGGUCUAGCAGAGACUGUGAUCCUGGAGGAGGAGGAGGUGCUGAGAGGGGAGGUGAGGGGGAGGAGGAGUGAGGAAGCGACAGUCUCAAGAGGUAGCUGUCGCCCUCGCUGGGUGACAGAGGACACUUCCCCAUUGAGGAGCAGCAGUGGCAGAAGCACUGACUCCCAGGAAGAGGGAGGGGAGUCGGAGGGCUCGCUCUGCCCAGCAGAGGAUGCUCUAGCUGGGGGACAGCAGUACUCUAGUCCCCUGCUGCAAAGAGGCCUGGAGCUGGAGCUGCAGGCCUGUAUGGCUGAGGAACUUUACCCUCCCAUUACCAACCCAGAGGAUGGAACAGACUCCCCACGGCUGACCUCCAUCUCCUUCCCCUUCGCCCCAGACAUGGGGAACCUAAGCCAUCACACCUCCAGUGUCAACCCUGCCUCCCCCAACCUUACCCUGGACACCUGCUCUCCAGAUGUGUCAGACGGGGAUAACUCCAGUCCAUACGGAGAGAUGGGUACCUUCCUGAUGUUCCCAGGCUCCUACAGUGAUGAUGGAGAGAUGGAGGAGGAGGAGGAGAGGAUGAUCCCAGCCUCCCUGCUUAACUUUCCCCUCCACACCAGCCUCCUCUUUCAAGCAGACUCCAUGGAGAUCACUCUCUUCCCCACAGAGGAGGGGAAUGAGGGAGGAGAGGGAAACGACAGGAACGAAGGGAACGAUGUGGAUGCAUACGCGGCCGGAGAGGAGGAGGGGGACGUGGAGGAUGAUGAUGAAGAUGAUGAUGAUGAGGAAGAAGUGGAGGCUAAGGUGGAGAUAGAGGCUAAGGUAGAGAUAGAGGAGGCUAAGGUAGAAAUAGCGAUAGAGGAAGAGGUGGAUGAAGAGGAGGGUGAGGAUGUUGAGGAAGAGGAGGAGGAGGGUGAGGGUAAGGCUGUAAAUGACCCAGCUGAAGAGGACAACUCGGCCUCCUUCCUUCAUUCACUGUCGGAGACUUCCAUCAAUGAAGGUCUGGAUGAGUCCUUCUGUUUUCAUGAUGACACUGACGACUCACUAGACUCCGCCUCUUAUAAUGGCGAAGAGGAUGAGCGGCUGUACAGCACAGAGAGACAUGCUGAACCCCCCACAGGACCACCCACAGGACCACCCACAGAACCACACCAAGCCAAACCUCAGCCUGAAACUAGACCAGAGGCCCACAGCACUGAACUGUCCCAGUCCCAAAGCAGACCUAGCCUAAUCAAUCCCCCAGGAGACAAAGAGCCCCGGCCUGAGGAUCCUCCAGGACCCAAACCACCACAACCACAACCUGCACUUGCACCUGCCCAACUUGCGGAAUCAGCCCACCCCAAGUCCUCAAACAGCGGCAGUGGGAGUGAAAUGGAGAACUCCUCAGAGUCCUCUGACCCUCCUGUCCCCGCUCCUUCUCAGGAGAGCCCUUCUGUCUCUACCUUUACCCCCAAACCUUCUACAACCCCUUACCCUGCCUCGAUUACCCCAAAGACUACCCCUGCUACCAUGUCAACCCCUAAAACCAAGCCUGCAUCUCUCUCUAACCCCAACACUAACUUUGCUCCUGCCCCAAAUGCUAAAUUUGCUACAGUCUGUACCACUAACACUAACCCUAACCCUGCUACAGCCUCAACCCCACAAAAUAACUAUGCUACUGCCUCCACCCCCAAAACUAACCCUGCUACUGUCUAUACACUUGAAAUGAACCCUGCUACGGUCUCUACCCCUAACACUAACAGUGCUCUUGUCUCUAACGCUAAAUCUCCUACGGCCUGUACCACUAACACCAACCCUGCUACAGCCUCAACCCCCGAAACUACCCCAGGUACAUGCUCUACCCCAAACUCUGCUGCUACUUCUAACACUAACCCUGCUGCUACAAUCGAGGAGACAGCGUCCCACAGCAAUCCUGUCACCCUGGCAACCUUGCCAUCCCAUAACAGCCCUGUGAGCCUGGCAACAGAAGCAGGGCAAGCCAAAGCAGCUGCAGAGGAUGUACAGGCUGGUACGGUGAGAGAGGAGGACAAAAGGAGCAGUGCAAAGAGAGAGAAAGACAAACAGAGCGGUGGGGAGAGAGGAAAGGACAAACAGAGUGGUGGGGAGAGAGGGAAGGACAAACAGAGCGGUGGGGAGAGAGGGAAGGACAAACAGAGCAGUGGGGAGAGAGGGAAGGACAAACAGAGCAGUGGGGAGGGAGGAAAGGACAAACAGAGCGGUGGGGAGAGAGGAAAGGACAAACAGAGCGGUGGGGAGAGAGGAAAGGACAAACAGAGCGGUGGGGAGAGAGCAAAGGACAAACAGAGGAGUACGGAGAGAGAGAAGGGUGAACAGAGCACAGAGACUUCAGACGAGGACCACACAGAGGAGACAGACAGAGACUCGUUCAAACUACUCAUUAAGCCACGCCCCUCUAAGUCAGACACACCCCGGCCUAAACAGAAGACCUCUGAGCCCCGUAAGCCCCUCCCACGUGUGUUUGGGGUGGCAGCGGCUUCAAUCCGGUCCAAACCGCUUCUGGUGUCAGUGCUGGAACUGGACCAGAAGAAUGAGAACAGCAGCGCUGAAGGUGUGGACUCCCAUCAGGUCCUUGAAGGGACCACUGCCACCAAUGACCUGAACAAGGGGGUCCCUCUGCUCUCGUACCCGAAAGAGCCUAACCCCAGCAACAUCCCUGUCUCCUCCUGCCCUGAGAGCUCACCUGACCUGGCUGACAACCUGUCCCUGACCCCUGACAUCUGCCCAUGUGACCCCGCCCAGGAGAACCUGAGGGAGAACACCCUGAGCACUGAGGACGGGGGCCCUGGGGCCCUGGGCUCCCCUCACACACCCCUGGCUGUCUCUCCCAAGAGGGAGAACUCAGAGACAGACGCAGGAGGGAGGAGGGGGGAUGUGGGCUGGAGGGCUGAUAGGAGGGGGUUAGGAGCAGGGGCUGGGGCCUGGGGGGCAGGGGAGGCCCAAUCUCUUUCUCUGGGGCAGGCCUGUGGGUUGGAGGCACAGAACCUGUUACUGUGUGAGGUGGAUGGGCAUGCUGUUGGACAGACAAUUGGACAGACGAUUGGACAGACACUCUCCGGGCUGCCCAAUGUCGGCACAGACGAGGAUGAGGUGGAUGAUAUAAUGGGGGACGAAGAAGACAACAACAGCCUGUGUGGUCGGCCAGACAAGAUGGCAGAUGUUGAGCUUGUGGGAGAGGGAGUGCCAGAGUCCAACCUAUCCAGCUGGAGGUCCAUCGAGGAGAUAUCAGAGGCAGGGGGAGGAGAGGACGGAAGCUCCCAAUUCCCAGAGGAUGAUGUCAGCAACCUGCAGAGUCACCCGGAAAACAAGGAGGAGCAGGAAAACAACAACAAUGACUCCAUAUUCCUAUCCUCUGGAAUGCCAACCUGUGUGACUCUGAAUGCCCUGUCAGAGGAGGUGAGACACCAGAGCCAGAGUGUGAGUCUGAGGGCGUCCCUCUCAAACAUACCACUCACAGAGGUGAGACCACAGGCUGCUGCAGCCUCCGAUAGGCCAACAACAUCAACGGACAGCUCAACACACCAAUCAGACAUAAGACAGGCUUCCUCAUCCAUGGAAAGCCCUGGGCGUGUCUCACCACCAGGGGGUAAACCACAGACCGUCUCAGACCAGAGCCCUGGUUCAGUAGAGGCAGCCAUUUCCAGACCCAACAGUAACACAGAUAUUAACCCAGCAGUCAAACAGGCAGACCUUGCUCUAUCUCUGCUGGGUGGGGCGUUUGGAUCCUUCAGCCAUAAAAUCAGACCAAGCAACUCCAAGUCAGGCAGACUAUUCCAAGAAACUUCCCCAUCAAUGAGGAAAGACACAGUAGAGAAGGUCCAAGUUUCCCAAGAAACUUCUCUCUCAGUGGGCAAAGACACAGUAAAGAAUGUACAAGUCUCCCAAGAAAUUUCCCUAUCGGUGGGCAAAAACACAGUAGAGAAGGUCCAAGUUUCCCAAGAAACUUCUCCACCAGUGAGCAAAGACACAGUAGAGGUCCACGUUUCCCAAGAAACGUUCCCAUCCGCGGGCAAAGACACAGUAGAGAAGGUCGAAGUUUCCCAAGAAACUUCCCCAUCAAUGAGCAAAGACACAGUAGAGAAGUUCCACGUUUCCCAAGAAAUUUACCCAUCAAUGAGCAAAGAGACAGUAGAGAAAGUACAAUUUUCCCAAGAAUGUUCCCCAUCAGUGAGCAAAAACAUAGCAGAAAAUGUCCAAGUCUCCCAAGAAACUUCCCCAUCAGUGGGCAAAUACACAGUAGAGAAGGUUGAAGUUUCCCAGGCAACUUCCCCAUCAGUGAGCAAAGACACAGUAGAGAAGGUCCAAGUAUCCCAAGAAUCGUCCCUAUCAGUCGGCAAAGACACAGUAGAGAAGGUCGCAGUUUCCCAAGAAACCUCCCCAUCCGUGAGCAAAGACACAGUAGAGAAGGUCCAAUUAUCUCAAGAAUCGUCCCUAUCAGUCGGCAAAGACACAGUAGAGAAGGUCCACGUUUCCCAAGAAACUUUCCCAUCAGUGAGCAAAGACACAGUAGAGAAGGUACAAGCAUUCCAAGAAUCGGCCCUAUUAGAGGGCAAAGACACAAUAGAGGAAGUCCACGUUUUUGAAGAAACUUCCCCAUCAGUGGGCAACGACACAGUAGAGAAGGUCCAAGUUUCCCAAGAAACUUCCCCAUCAGUCAGCAAAGACACAGUAGAGAAGGUCCAAGUCUCCAAAGAAUCUUCCCUAUCAGUGGGCAAAGAUACAGUAGAGAAAGUACAAGUUUCCCAAGAAAAUUCCCCAUCAGUGAGCAAAGACACAGUAGAGAAGUUCCAAGUUUUCCAAGAAGCUUCCCUAUCCCUAUCAGUGGGCAAAGACACGGUAGAAAGUGUGAAAAAACUGUGUUCCCAGCCUCAGCCAGAGGAGACAGAGCCACAGACGGUGAGCCAAAGAAAGGGGGGUGGCGGUCAGACGACUGACAGGCACAUUGACCAACCAAAGAUGAGCGUGGCCUUAGAAGGGCAGGAGAGCAGUGUUUGUAUCUCAGGGGAAAGUGAGGUUGAGGAGAGAGCAGAGGAGAGAUUCUCUCCAACAGAGAGUAUUCCAGAACCUGCACAGCGUCAGACACCUGAGGGAGAGCUGAGCACAGAGAAAGCCAUCACUCCUCCUCAGCCAGAGAGGAGAGGGAAGCAGAGGAAGCAGAGCAGAGACAGACCCAGUCAGCUGUGCAGACAAUCUACGUCAGGCCCUGGGUCUACUGAUCAACCACAGGAACCAGCUCUCCCUGCCAAGACCCUAGCAGACGCCUCCCCACCAGGGAAACAAAAGAAUAAGAACACGAGGGGACAAAAAUCUGUUGCAGAUACCAGACAGAGGACACCUGUGAAGGGCAAACCUGAAGCAGAGUCCGAGAGAAGAGGGGAAAACAGAAACGUCUCCGUUGCCCCGACUUCCCCUAGUCCUACCAGCCUCUACCCUAUAACUCCCACUCUCCUAGUCAACCAGGAAGUGAACACGGAAAUGCACCAGAAAAUGCUUGCUAACAGGCCGCUGCCUGGCUGCCAGACAGAAAGCAGGAAGGAUAUCAACGAUAACAAUGUGGGGAGUGGCCAUGCCUCCCCUACAGAACAGAAUAGGUCCUCUUCUCCUCCACCUCUUCCCUCCUCCUCUCCUCCCCAUCUCUCCUUCUCUCCUCAUUCCUCAUCCCCCCCACCUCUUCCCUCCUCCUCUCCUCCUCCUCUCUCCCCCUCUCCUCUCUCCUCCUCUCCUCCCCCCAGUACCUUCGCGAUGCCGCCAGAUGAGGACCUCCCCACCCCCAUACAGGAGUCCCAGCUUCUUGUCACCACAGUCCAGCCUGUCACCCCACUCCUAGACACCCAGCCUCAAUCAACCAAUGUUCAGGCAGCCUCUGCAACCCUUUCUACUACCCCUAUCGCCCUUCCUAAGCACCCCCCUAUACCCACCGAAAGUGUCCCUAUGUCCCCUACCCCCUCCUCAUUUCCAUCUCCACCCACGUUAGCCCUGCCCUCGACCCCCAGCUUUACCCAGCCCACCCAGGAGUUUCUGCCACGGCUGGAGCCUCCAACCACAAUGCCUGUCCCUGGCAACAGCAGGCAGGUCCAGCCCCAGCCCCAACCAAACAUCCUCACCGAGCCCAACAGACAGGUCAAAACAGGUCAGUCACAAAGCCCACAGGACAGAGAUGGGAUGGACACAGACAGUGAUGAUGAUGACACUGCUGUUCCUCUACGACGUCACAUGACUCAGCCCAGGGGGAUUGUGGGAAACCCUUCUCAUAAAGAGUCUGGUUCCUCCAAUCAGCGAGAGGUACUGCUUCACUCCUCCUGCCAACCAACUGAGAGACAGACAGACGGUCCAAUCAGCCACAAGAAUUCACAGGAGCUGGACCUGUCCUUCAAAUACAACUUGGGCUCCUGCAAUGAGUCGGAGAGUGAGGGAUCAGUGCCAGAGUUGGAAGAACCAGAGAGGGUGCCACUGAGAUCCUCAGAACCCCAGCCCAUCUCUCCUGCUGAUGAGGGGAUUAACAGACCUAAGCAGAGCCGCAGUGAGAAGAAGGCCCGCAAGGCCAUGGGUAAGCUGGGCUUGCGGCCGGUCCACGGUGUGACCAGGAUCACUAUAAGGAAGUCGAAGAGCAUCUUGUUUGUCAUCAGCAGACCUGACGUCUUCAAGAGCCCCGCGUCAGACAUCUACAUCGUGUUUGGAGAGGCCAAGAUAGAGGACCUGUCUCAACAGGUGCACAAGGCAGCAGCAGAGAAGUUUAAGGUCCCGGUGGAGCCCUCCCCCCUGGUGCCCCCUGCACCACCCAGCCUCACCAUCAAGGAGGAGAGCGAGGAGGAGGAGGUGGACGAGGGAGGUUUGGAGCAGAGGGAUAUAGAGCUGGUGAUGGCCCAGGCUAACGUGUCCCGUUCUAAAGCUGUCCGCGCCCUCAGACACAACACCAACGACAUCGUUAACGCUAUCAUGGAACUGACAAUGUGAGAGGACCCCCACCAAGCAUAAAUGCCACAGUCACAUCUGUAUCGCUGCUAUGUUGCAUUCUCCUUACCUGCUAAUAAACAGUCUGUUAUAACCACA